CCUGGGAACAAGAUGCAACCACCGCGCCGCCGUUGCGGCCACUACCACCUCCUCCUCUUCCUGGUCCUACUGCUGCCCUCGCCGUCCCUGGCCCACGCCCCGGCGCCCCCGGGCCCUGCUGCCGCCCUACUCCAAGCUCUUGGGCUGCGCGAAGAGCCCAGGGGCGCUCCCACGUUCCGGCCGGUGCCUCCGGUCAUGUGGCGCCUGUUUCGCCACCGCGACCCUCAGAUCAGGGCAGGCUGGCGACGGACGCCCUCGGGGGCUACCCUGCGACCGUGCCACGUGGAGGAGCUGGGGGUCGCCGGAAACAUCGUGCGCCACAUCCCGAAUCGUGGUGCGCCCACACGGAUCCCAGAGCAGGUCUCGGCCUCAGGGAUGUGCCCCGAGUGGACCGUUGUCUUCGACCUGUCGGCAGUGGAACCCGCCGAGCGCCCGACGCUCGCCCGCCUGGAGCUGCGCUUCGCGGAGGUGGGGACAGGGACGACAGGCCCCGCAGACCGCUGGGAGCUGAGCGUGGCGCUGGCGGGUGAGGAGGCUGGCGCAGGUCCCGGGCCGGUGCUGCUCCGCCAGGAGGUGCCCGCCCUAGAGCUGCCAGUGCGCGCCGAGCUGCUGGGCAUCGCCUGGGCUCCUAAUGCCUCGGCGCCGCACAGCCUCCGCCUGGCGCUGGCACUGCGUCCCCCGGCGCCAGCUACCUGCGUGCGCCUGGCAGAGGCCUCCCUGCUGCUGGUGACUCUUGACCCGCGCCUGUGCCACCCUCUAGCCCGGCCGCGGCGCGAGGCCGAACCCACGUCGGGCGAUGGCCUUGGGGGCGUGUGCCGCGCGCGGCGGCUCUACGUGAGCUUCCGCGAGGUGGGCUGGCACCGCUGGGUCAUCGCACCGCGUGGCUUCCUGGCCAACUACUGUCAGGGCCAGUGCACUCUCCCCGCCGCAUUGCCGGGACCCGGCGGGCCGCCCGCCCUGAACCAUGCGGUGCUGCGCGCGCUCAUGCACGCGGCCGCCCCGGGUGCCGCCAGCCUGCCCUGCUGCGUGCCCGCACGCCUGUCGCCCAUCUCUGUGCUCUUCUUCGACAACAGCGACAACGUGGUUCUACGGCACUACGAAGACAUGGUGGUGGACGAGUGUGGCUGUCGCUGACCAGGGGCAGGCGGGCAGGGGGAGCUGUGGCGUGGGUCCAACAAUAAACUCCUGGUGGUCUGCUCUGCUGGUCUUGUCACCUGACUGGGGAGGGAUGCGACCUCUGCUGCCUACGUGCACUAGGCAAGAGUCCCAUGGUGGCGCCAUCAGCCCAGUCCUCCUCCGUCCCAACUGCCCCCAAUCUCCAGGUGAUCCACAGGCCGGAUGCUAUCCAGAGGAGGGGCAGAAGCAGGGCCUCCCCUGGGGAACCCUCUGCCCACAGCUGGGCCCUCAAACCCCUCCCAUCCAGCCAGCUCCCCAGUCCAGCGGCGCCCUCCCACCACGGCCCUGCAGCUCACCAGGCCCCACGUGAAAGCAAGAGCGGUUUAUUAAUGUUUUAUUGGUGACAAAAGAGCUUAAAACAAAUUGACCAAAAAUCAAGUUACAUCGCCUUGGUACAGAUGCUCUUCAGUUUGUGAAACUCAGAAUGCUGCUAGAAGGUGGAGGACAAAGCAAAGGGCGCGCGGCAGAGGCAAGGCGUUCCAGCCGAGGCGGGACGCGAGGGUCAUGGGGAACCUACCCAGAUC
This is a messenger RNA of Sciurus carolinensis (gray squirrel), 1700 nucleotides long. It is a transcript of the gene Gdf1, whose product is annotated as growth differentiation factor 1. Gene Ontology annotation, molecular function: cytokine activity; growth factor activity. Gene Ontology annotation, cellular component: extracellular region. The transcript is spliced from 2 exons. The coding region runs from base 13 to 1134 and encodes 373 amino acids. The record is from RefSeq and is a predicted model, not a curated record. Gene Ontology annotation, biological process: BMP signaling pathway; SMAD protein signal transduction. Lineage: Eukaryota; Metazoa; Chordata; Mammalia; Rodentia; Sciuridae.